AUGGCACCUCUAGGGAUAAUGGCUCAGCUCAGGAGUCUAUACUCCAAGCAGGAUGAACCUGCCUUGUCAGAGCACACGGUCGCUUUUCUAUCUGUCCUCCUCACACUACUCUACGUGGUCCCAUUCUACCUCUCCCCAACAACCCGCCCAUCCCCAAGUCUCAGUCGCGAUGCCCCGUCCGUGAUCCGCGCCCGCAUCCGCGCCGUCACGGGCUCAUGUAUCGUGAGUUCCGUCCUGGUCCUCUGGUUCAUCGUCGAAGAGGAUAAUUCCUCCCUCAAUGCCGGUGCCAGACUCCUCGGCUGGUGGCCCGUCGGCCUGCUAGAGACCCUUCGCAGUCUUCUCCUAACCGCCAUUCUAUUCAUCGGUCCGCUCUUUGAGCGUGGCAUUGUCGAGGGCGAAUGGAAGUUCUGGUUCCGUCGUAGUAGUCUGUCCGAAUGUCUGGGUGGCUGGAUUGGUUGGAGGAAUUAUGUCGCGGGCCCCUUCACCGAAGAAGUCAUGUUCCGAUCCGCGAUGGUCCCGCUACAUUUACUAGCACACACCUCGCCGGGCCGAAUCGUGUUCCUGGCGCCGCUGUAUUUCGGCAUCGCGCACGUGCACCACUUCUACGAGUUCGGUCUCACGCACCCAGAUACGCCAGCUAUAGCUGCGCUGCUGCGGUCACUCUUCCAGUUCGGCUACACCACUAUUUUCGGCUGGUAUGCGACGUUCGUGUAUUUACGGACGGGCUCGUUGCUGUCCGUGGUUCUCAUCCAUAGUUUCUGUAACUGGUGUGGAUUGCCGCGGUUCUGGGGACGGGUUGAGGCGGGUGAGACUAUUGGUCCUCCUAUGACUCGGGGUAAAGAGGAUUCUGAUGAUGUCAAAAUUGGGGUCAGCGGUAACGGUGGUGGAUUGGGUAUUGGGUGGACGGUUGCUUAUUAUGUGCUUCUUGUUGCUGGGGCGGUUGGUUUUGCUCAGGGAUUGUGGCCUUUGACGGAGUCUCGGCAUGCUCUGGUUUCGUUUUCGGGGAAAUACAAGGCCGUGCAAUCCAGGAGAAAGCAGCCCACAAUAUCAUGCCUUGCCUCUCAGGCGCUGACACCGUCCGAUACACGUGCAUCCGUACUCGAAGAAGACCACUCCUCAAUCUUCACUCCAACCCAGGUACCACUCGCCUCGGCCAUCGAAGUUGAAAACAGCAUGGGCGCGGACAACACCCUGUUAGACUUAUACUACGAAUACUUUCAUCGCAGCCAUCCCUUCGUUCUACCGAGGCACAAUCUUCAAGCGAAGCUAGCAUCAGGAUGCUCCAGCCUGCGAGCACUGCUCGCCGUCAUGCAAUAUAUUGGUUCAUCUUACGGGGAGUCUUCCUCGCAAAGAGAGAACAUGCUAGACGAGCAACUUGUUGAUGUGGUGGAUGGAUUCGUAGUUCAAACGACGUUAUUAAUGGCACUGACCAAGAGCAUGUGUGCCGAACGAGCUGCCUCCGAAGCGCUUCUGGCAAAGGCGAUUGAGCAAGCCAGGCUGAUCGGCAUGAACACCAAAGCUUUCGCCGAUGUGGCCGCCGAGAGCGACCCCGUGCUCGCCGAGAGCUGGAGGCGGACAUGGUGGAUGCUUUAUUUGUCCGACCAGAACUUUUCCGUUAUUCGCUACGACUUCAUUACGUCGAUAUAUGAUACGGACCACGAUGUCGAUCUGCCUUGUGAUGACCUCAACUACUGCUCCACGGAUAUACCACGAACGACGCCCUCCUCCACCGAUUACCGAAACCGAGAGUACGCGCUGGACACCAUACGCUUCUCAUCAUUUGCCUAUCUUAUCGAUGCAACGCGUAUUUUUGUCUCCUCGUUGAGAGUGGCAACUCAAUACGAAAACCCGUACAAGGCGGAAAUCCUCUGUAGCGACUUGGAGGCCUCUGUCGUCGGUUGGUUUGUCAUGCUUCCGUCCGACAAAUGGCAGCUUGCCGUACAGCCUGUUCUCCUAGACCAGCUCAUGUUCCAAGCUCACAUGAUGAUGUACACAGCUCUGGCGUAUAUUCAUCGGCCGUUGUCGAACCUCCAACACGAUCCCGCUGAAGAUUUGUCAAGCUGUGGCACACCUCCACCACCUCUAGUCUCUAGCGCGAUAACUACGGGCGCAUUCAAUCAUAGAACACACUCAGACAAGCUAUUCCAAGCCGUCCGCAAUCAAAACCAGUGCUUGACCAUCCUGCCUCUAGGUGCCGCUCAGCUCUCGCCCUUUCUCAUUUGUAUGAUAGCGUGCUGCACGAUUGCCUACCUGGUCGCCUGCAAGUCGGGAUUCACACCACAAGAGGUUGAGGUGGCGCGGUCGCGCAUACGAGUCUGCCUGGGCACGCUCAAACACUACGAAGAUAUCUGGCCCAGAGCUAAGAAUAUCCUGCAUGAGCUGCGAGUUAUCGCCAAUGCUCUUAUGCGAGAGGAUUCUGUCCCUCUGCCACCAAGCACCGGAUUUGACCUCCUCGCGGAACAGGAUGCCAUGGUUGCUAAUUUAUUUGACGGAGAGUGGUUUAAUGCAAUAGGAACCAUGACCUAA
This is a messenger RNA of Penicillium verrucosum, 2526 nucleotides long. Its product is annotated as CAAX prenyl protease RCE1. The record is from RefSeq and is a predicted model, not a curated record. Gene Ontology annotation, cellular component: endoplasmic reticulum membrane. Gene Ontology annotation, molecular function: zinc ion binding; metalloendopeptidase activity; DNA binding. NCBI's taxonomy places the organism in Eukaryota, Fungi, Ascomycota, Eurotiomycetes, Eurotiales, Aspergillaceae. Bases 1 to 2526 code for a protein of 841 amino acids. Gene Ontology annotation, biological process: DNA-templated transcription; CAAX-box protein processing. The transcript has 7 exons.